This is a messenger RNA of Archocentrus centrarchus (flier cichlid), 6955 nucleotides long. RefSeq names its product kielin/chordin-like protein. The record is from RefSeq and is a predicted model, not a curated record. Gene Ontology annotation, molecular function: protein binding. Gene Ontology annotation, cellular component: extracellular region. Gene Ontology annotation, biological process: positive regulation of BMP signaling pathway. The coding region runs from base 3 to 6590 and encodes 2195 amino acids. The transcript is spliced from 47 exons. Lineage: Eukaryota; Metazoa; Chordata; Actinopteri; Cichliformes; Cichlidae.
GAAUGGAGAGAAAACUGAGAGCGGUUGUGCUGCUGCAGAUACAUUUGCUCUGCGUCUCUGCGUUCUUCGCGGACGGACAAUCUAGUGCAAAUCAUGAGAAUGUGAUUGACCUUGUGGAAGCCCUAAACAUCCCUCACCGAAAAACUAUGACCAGCAGCAUGAUAUAUAAACUACGUCCCAGAGCACCCCACCUGACGCUCCCUGCUGAAUAUUCUCACUUCCUGUACUCCAACCUUCAGGGUAGCAUGGGUGUUCAUGUAGUGGCACGCCAGGCACCUCGAUCCACUGGCACUGUUUUUUCUCUUUCCUCUGCGUCUGCAUCUUUGCCUAUUCUCCAGAUCAUCUCCUCCACCCUCGAUAACACCCUGCGUUUGGACUACCAGGCUGAAGGAAGACCACACAGUUUUGCCAGCUUUCAUUUUCCAGGGACAAACCCUUUCUCCAGUGAAUCAUGGGUAUGGCUGGCUGUGAGCCUGGAGCCUGACAGACUGGCAUUUUUUGUGGACUGCCAAGAAGCUGCAGUUUUACCGAUAGAAAGUGAGAACAAGAUCAACCUGGAGCUUCCUCAAGAUGUUCUCAUCACUCUUGGCAGCACAUUAGGAAAGAGAAACAGUAAAUUUAGCGGAUAUCUGAAAACAGCUGAACUUUCACUGAAAGCAUAUCCAAGGCGUCCGUGGAUCUGCAACAAUCUUACAGAUGAGGCGGCUCCUUCAGACACACACAACCCAGAUUCCUGGACUGAAUCUAGUCACCCUCACAGUAAACAUCAAGCAAAACACAGAUCACAGGAGCAAACCAGCCAUCAUCCUCCGGACAUCCAGAGUGAUCAGAUGCAGAGAGCUGCGGUAGUGGAGCCUAGAGGAUCUCCUCAAGGUGUAACAUCUGCUUCUCAGGUAGAGAGAGAUGACAGACUGAGGAAGCUAGAGAGGAGGAUGACGGAGCUGACGCAUAUGCUGGACAGAGUCAACAAUAAGAAUGAAGAACUACAGAAUCGUGUGAGCUUCCUGGAGUUAUGUCUGAAGGAACAAUGCCAAGGGACUCAGUCAGAUUAUCCUGUUCACAAUGCGCCCAAUUUAGUGGAAGAUUGCUUCUCUCAGGCAAGUUCAUGCAAUCCGUGCCCGUCCCAGCCGUGCCCGUCCCAGGAAUGGCCGUCCCAGCCAUGCCCUUCCCAGCCGUGCCCUUCCCAUGAAUGCCCGUCCCAGCCGUGCCCUUCCCAGGAACGCCCGUCCCAGCCGUGCCCUUCCCAGCCGUGUCCUCCCCAGCCGUGCCCGUCCCAGGAAUGCCCGUCCCAGCCAUGCCCUUCCCAGCCGUGCCCUUCCCAUGAUUGCCCGUCCCAGCCGUGCCCUUCCCAGGAACGCCCGUCCCAGCCAUGCCCUUCCCAGCCGUGCCCUUCCCAUGAAUGCCCUUCCCAGCCGUGCCCUUCCCAGGAAUGCCCGUCCCAGUCGUGCCCGUCCCAGCCGUGUCCUCCCCAGCCGUGCCCGUCCCAGCCUUGCCCUACUCAAGUCUGCAAAGAGGACUGUGAAAGACAUACAUGUGUUGAGGUCAACAGGGAGUGCCCUCAACAACCGUGUCCUCCCCAGCCGCGUCCUCAACAGCCGUGUCCUCCACAGCCACGUCCUCCCCAGGAAUGCCCUCCCCAGGCGUGCCCUAUUCAGAACUGCAAAGAGGAGAAUGUACCUGACUGUCAAAGACGUUCAUGUGAGGGGGGUAACAGGGAGUGUCUUACCUGUUCAGAAGAGAAUGUACCUGAAGGCUGUGAACAGCAAACCACAAGUUGCACCCAUUCUGGUGAAAGUUAUAAUCAUGGAGACUCAUGGAGGUCAGUGGAGAAUCCUUGUGAUAUCUGCUCCUGUUCGGAGGGUCAAGUUCACUGUGAGAGGGAGCAGUGUAACACUGCCUGCAAAAAUCCUGCUGCUCCUCCUCCCAAUUGCUGCUGUCCAGUCUGCAAUGGCUGUGGUGUGAAUGGGCAUGACUUCCCUAAUGGAGCUGUGAUCCCUGUUGGAGACCCCUGUCAAGAGUGUAGAUGUGUGGAUGGAAAUAUGGUAUGUUCACCUGUUCGCUGUCCUGCGUUAUCUUGUCGCAACCCAGUGCAUCAUGCUGGAGAGUGUUGUCCACGAUGUGAGCAAUGUCAAUUUGAGUCCAAAAUAUAUGAGAAUGGAGAGACGUUCACAUCCAGGAGACACCCCUGCCUCCAAUGCCACUGCUCUGCAGGUGAAGUGUCAUGUGAACACAUGGCUGCAUCAUGUCCUACACCACACUGUAGCCAUCCAGCUAAGCACAGAGGACAAUGUUGCCCCACAUGCAGUGACUGUGAGUAUGAACGAAGGGUGUAUACUGAUGGGACAUCGUUCACCCCUCCUGGAAGUGGACCCUGCCUGCAGUGCAGGUGUAAGGGUGGGAAUGUACUUUGCAAUGAAGAAAAGUGCCCUCCUGUCCACUGCUCCAACCCUGUUAGAGACCCAAACCGUUGUUGUCCAGUCUGCAAAACAUGCGUAUUGGAGGGAAUCGAAUAUGAAGCGGGCUCCAACUGGCAGCCUGAGGGUCCGUGUUCCAGCUGCACCUGUGUGAAUGGAGAGGCCUUAUGUACACGCACACAGUGUCCCCCCACUAACUGUCAGCAUCCCACCAGGAUUACUGGAUCCUGUUGUCCAGUGUGUGAUAGCUGCAAUUAUAACAAUCGUAUCUAUGACAACGGCCAGAGGUUUACAACCCCAGACCAACCCUGCUACACCUGCACUUGUCUGCGUGGCACUGUUGUGUGUGAGACACAACCUUGCCCCCCACUUAACUGCAGAGACUCAUACACCCCACCUGGAGAGUGCUGCCCAAAAUGUCGAGACUGCUCCUAUGACAACCGUGUGUUUGUCAAUGGAGAAGUUUUUCGCAACCCUGUGAGUGCGUGUGAGGAGUGCACAUGUGUGAGUGGAAGGAUUGACUGCCAUCAAGCACAAUGUCCUGAGCCUCGCUGUAAUGCACCUCUGCCUGGGACAUGCUGCCGGAACAACUGCAAUGGCUGCAGCUAUGCAGGGAAUGAAUAUCCCAAUGGACAGGAAUUUCCCCAUCCUACUGACCUAUGCCGGACAUGCAGCUGCACUAAUGGAAAUGUCCAAUGUCUGAAGAAGAGGUGUCCAACACUGACCUGCUCCAACGCUCUUGUCACACAGAGAGACUGCUGUCCCCAGUGUCCUGCUCCUCUGUCAGGCUGUGCGUAUGAACAAAGAUCCUAUAGACACAUGGAGCGUUUCGACGACCCGACUCACAGCUGUCGAUCAUGUAUCUGCACCAACGGGAAAGUUCACUGUAAGCGAAAGCGCUGCCCCUUCGCUCACUGCUCUCACCCCAUCAUACAAGAUUGCUGCCGGACCUGUGAAGGCUGCUCACAUGAGAAUCUGGAGCGAGCUAAUGGGGAGACCUGGGAUGAUAGAUCAGACCCAUGUGUUGAGUGUGUCUGCCGUGACGGCUCUGUGCAAUGUCGCAGGAAACGCUGUCCAGCCUCCAACUGUAACCACCCAGUCCAGAGACAGUGCUGCAUGUCCUGCGAUGGCUGCAUGUUCAAUGGUAGAGAAUAUCUUGAAGGGUCUGAGUUCAGUGAUGGCAGAGACCCCUGUGCUGUGUGUCAGUGUUACCGAGGGGAUGUCACUUGCACCAAGAUACCCUGUAAUGAAGAGUGCAGCCACCCUUACAAACCACCCGGACAAUGCUGCGGAGAAUGUGAACGCUGUUCCUAUAUUGGUGUGGUCAUCCCCAAUGGACAGUCCAUCCCUGACCCAGGAAACCCUUGCUCUGAAUGCGUUUGUGAGAGAGGUUCUGUGCAAUGCAGGAGGAAGCAGUGUCCUGAAACCCUCUGUGCUCAUCCAGUCGCAAAUGCUUGUGGCUGCCCCGUCUGUAAUGGUUGUCAAUUGGAAGGUGUGACUUAUGCUGACGGACAGAUUCUCCCUGAACAACAACAAAGGUGCCAGGACUGCAGAUGUUCAAGAGGUGAGGUAGUGUGUGAGCAGAGAAGGUGCCCCAUUGUGUCAUGCCCACACCCAACUCUCAACAGCUGUGCAUGUGAAGUGUGUGACGGAUGCAACUUCUAUGGGCGUGACUGUUUGAGUGGAGAACAGUUUCCACACCCUACAGAGAGCUGUCAGCGCUGCUCCUGUCAGAAUGGUGAUGUGGUAUGUGAGCGUGAGUCUUGUCCAAGCAUCACCUGUAGUCAUCCAGUGACACGUCCUGGGGAUUGCUGCCCCGCCUGUGACUCCUGUCUCUAUGGGGAUACUGUUUACUCCAAUGGUGACAUCUUCAGGCCCUCAUCCAGCCACUGCCAGCGCUGCACCUGUGUCAGGGGCACUGUUGAAUGUGAGCCCAAUGACUGCCAACAAACACCAUGUGCUCAACAUGUUUCCCACUCAGGACCGUGCUCAGAGUGUAUUCUGAAUGGACAGGAGUUCAGCGAUGGGCAGACAUGGACCCUGAGUUCAAACCACUGCUCCACCUGCACCUGCAAGGCAGGUGAGGUGUAUUGUGCAAUUCCUGAGUGCCCUAAGCUCCCCUGUAUGCAUCAGGUGACUGAUCCAGGAGCCUGCUGUCCUCGUUGCAGAGGUUGUGUUUAUGAGGGAGAGAAGCAUGCAGAGGGCAGCAGCUGGUUUGCAGACUCCACUCCAUGUCUGACAUGUAUGUGCGUGGACGGUGUGACCACCUGUUCUGAAGUACACUGUCUGUCUCCAUGUGUCAACUUCAUCAGGGUGCCUGGGGAGUGCUGCCCAGUGUGUGCUGACUGUGUAUUUGAGGACAGAGUAUACGGCCCAGGGGACAGUUUCCAUCCAGCCCAUGAUCCCUGUCAGAUCUGCACAUGUGAGGUGAUGCCAGAUGGAGAACAGCACUUGAAGUGUUACCGAAAGCAGUGUCCCAGUCUAGUUGACUGUCCAAAGAGCAACAUCUUGUUCUCUGGACCAGACUCUUGCUGUCCUGUCUGUGCACAGCCUCUCAGUAACUGUACCACUGCACUGAUUGGCAACGAGGUGUUGGCAACAGAUGACCCCUGUUUUACGUGCCAGUGUAAGGACCUGACAUGGACUUGCUUACACAAAGUCUGCCCACCACUCACCUGCCCACUAAAUGAACAGUUCACCUCCCCAGACUCAUGCUGCCCUGUGUGUAAAGAUUGUAUAAUCGAGGAUCAGAACAGGCACGUACUGAACGGGACCAGCUGGAAAGACAGCAACGAUGACUGUGUGACAUGUACCUGUAUUUGGGGCCACAUUGAGUGCAGCAUUGAAGAGUGUUUACCUGAUAUUUGCCUGGAAGGCCAAAAGCAAGUGAAACUUCCUGGGAAAUGCUGCUAUGAAUGUCAAGACUCAGAGGUGUCGUGUUUGUACCAGGGGACAGUGUAUCACUCCAAUGAACACUGGGAGGUGGACGAGUGCACCAGCUGUACGUGUGUGUCUGGAGAUGUACACUGUCACAGUGAACGAUGCCCUCUCCUCACCUGUGCAAAUGAUGAGAUGCCCGCAGUUGUUCCAGGUUUGUGUUGUCCUCAUUGCCUUCCUCGUCCAGCUACCUGCAUUGCCUUUGGCGAUCCUCAUUACCGUACCUUCGAUGGCCGAAUGCUGCAUUUUCAGGGAACAUGCACAUAUGUCCUGGCACAAGAUUGUGAGAGUGGAGACUUCAGUAUUUAUGCUACAAAUGAUGAUCGUGGACGUAAAGGAGUGUCUUGGACUAAAGAGGUCACUGUGUUCUUAGGUGAUGUCACAGUGCAGUUACUGCAGGACUGGGUUGUGAAGGUGAAUGAUGAGGUUGUGACUUUGCCAUUCCUCAGGGAACCAUACAUUUAUAUUGAACAACAAACCAACACAAUCUUACUUAACACUAACAUUGGUCUAAAGGUGCUGUGGAGUCCUCGUUCACACGUGGAAGUAAGUGUGCCAGGUUCCUACAAGGGCCAUACCUGUGGUCUUUGUGGAAAUUUCAACAACUACUACCAGGAUGACCUCCGGAUGCCAAAUGGACAAAUCAGCCUGUCAGAGUCUGACUUUGGCAACAGCUGGAGGGUCAGAAAUGGUAGCAAUUUCCAAUCAUCUUGUCAUCCUGGUGAGGAUGUUGACCCUUGUAAGGAUGCAGGCUUCCAGGCCAAGAAGGGGGCCAAUACUCGCUGUAAAAUCCUGAAGUCUGCUGUCUUUAAGCCCUGUCAUCACGUGGUGCCUCCUGAACAGUGGUACGGAGCUUGUGUGUAUGACCUCUGCGCUUGUGGUGCCAAUACGGAUGACUGUCUUUGUGACACACUGGAAGCCUAUGCCAGUCAGUGCAGAGCAGCAGGAGUCAUCCUGCAGUGGAGGAGUGCAUCUCUGUGCGCUGUGGGCUGCCCAGUGGAGAGGGGUUUCGUGUUUGACGAGUGCGGGCCCCCUUGUCCUGUAACCUGCUUUAAUGUCGAUGUACCUCUGGGAGUGAUAGAAAGCCACUGCUUCAAGCCCUGUGUUCCAGGCUGUCAGUGUCCCGCUGGUCUGGUCCUACACAACAACUACUGCAUACCACCAGAAAAGUGCCCUAAGAUCAUUCAUGGCAGUCCCUCAAACUCCCCACUCACUAAACAAGUGGACACUCACUUGUAAGCUCACACAAUGCAGCGUCAUCUCUGCAUCGGCCUUGUGUUACUGUAUACCUGUGUCUGAAAUGAGAAUAUUUCCAGAUGAAUCGCCAUGAUCUAUGGACUCUGCAAACUGACUGAAGUGUUUUAAUAAAUGUUGUUUAAUGUAACACUGAAUAUUUAUAGUACAUAAAGAGUUGUCAUUUAAUUCUACGUUUAUUUUUUCCAUACUUAAAUACAUUUAUUGAAAUGUUGUGGCCUUUAUAUUUUUUUAAUAGUAUCAAUUAUCAAAAUGUGUUUACUGUGCAGGUUAAAUUUUUAGCACUGUGUGCAGUGUCUGGCUGUGCAGAAAGCAUACAGAAAGCCACAUAAUCUCAGGUACUCUUUUCU